Salvelinus sp. IW2-2015 is the source of this 4987-nucleotide messenger RNA. RefSeq names its product FYVE, RhoGEF and PH domain-containing protein 6-like. NCBI's taxonomy places the organism in Eukaryota, Metazoa, Chordata, Actinopteri, Salmoniformes, Salmonidae. Gene Ontology annotation, cellular component: cytoplasm. Gene Ontology annotation, molecular function: metal ion binding; guanyl-nucleotide exchange factor activity. The record is from RefSeq and is a predicted model, not a curated record.
CGGGGUGGAUCAGUGCAUCGCGACUGUUGCCAGUUCAAGAUCAAAUGUGGAAAUAUAACGUCAUCUUUAAAGGGCAGAUCGCAAGAUUAAUUACAAAGUUUUGACGCCACACUUGAGUGUUGACAAUGGGUCUCAAGGAAGAAUGAAGAAAGCCAGCGGUUUCCCUGGGUUGAGUUGAAAGGUUUUGAGAAGCCGGAGGAGUGUGAUUGUGCGGCAGGAUUCAUCGUCAAGAGCGCAGGCAUGCAGAAACCACCAGUUGCCCCCAAACCAAAGAAUGCCCAGCCGCAGAGGCCAGGGCCCUCCCCCUCCUCGACCCCCAAAAGAGAUGUCCUCUCUCAGGCUUCCCUCUGUACACCAAAGACGAUUAAACCAGCUCUGGCCCCUAAACCACCAUGCCUACCCAAACCAUGCCUCAUCACUUCUGUGGAGUCCAAACCACCACGCUUACCCAAACCAUGCCUCCCCGCCGCUAUGGAGUCCAAACCUCUUUCCUCAAAGACUGUCCAUCACCAUCAGACUUAUUCUCAGAGACCAUCAGAGAUGUCUACAAGUAUAGGUCUUCUAAAGUCCAGGAAUACAGUACCUGAUUGGGAUUAUAUUAUUCCUACCUGUCUGUGUAGCCAGAAGAACUGUCUGUGUAGCCAGAAGAACUGUCUGUGUAGCCAGAAGAACUGUCUGUGUAGCCAGAAGAACUGUCUGUGUAGCCAGAAGAACUGUCUGUGUAGCCAGAAGAACUGUCUGUGUGUUGGGAACAGUAUCACGGAUACAGUGAUCACGGAUACAGUGAUUAACACAAUUCAUAAGGACUUGAAAACAUUGCAUAACAAUGGCAAAACGGAGGAAUCUAGAAUAAAGCCUGUUCCCAGAUCUCAAUCUGGAGAGAACAAAGGGGUCAACAACAACAAGAGGAAAGCAGUCAACAACAACACUCUACCAGACAUUUGCGUACAGGUUGUGUUGCUGUCCACCAAUAACCACCUCUUAAACCCGAAACAGAACCUCAACUCAGACAUUGUGACGCCAUCAUCACGCCCUGACAUAAAGCGCCCUCUUCCUCAGAGAACGCAUAGCAAUGAAACCAACGGUAACGUCGUCGCCACCUCCUCUAAUGCCAUUGGUCACGGAGAACAGGAAGAUCCCACCAGCUCCACAGGGAUUGUCAGAGACACUGGCACAUCCAAUCAAAACCCAGCUGCCCCUAGGAAGCCCCUCCCUGUCCCAGUACCACGGAAACCCAGGAAGUCUGCUCUGGUUGGACAGGAAGUCCCAGAGGAGGGGAGGCAAGGGAGGGAAACGACUGUCAGAAAGGUGUCACUGGAGAGGAAGAGCAGCCCAACUCUGUCUGUCAACGCACCUGCUUCUCGGGCACACAACAUUGCAGAAAGUCCUGCCAGUACAAAUGAUAGCUGGGAGGGUCUCCCAUCCUCCAGGACACCCGGCCUGCCACCUGUUCCUGCUCCUCCUCCCAGAAAGGAAGCCUUUCUUUCUGAACCUGAGAGAGGAGCACCGACCUCCUCUGCCACCUCCUCUCAGCACCUCCUCCCCACCUCCUCCCCUCUGCACCUCCUCUCCUCCUCUCAGCACCUCCUCCCCACCUCCUCCCCUCUGCACCUCCUCCCCUCCUCUUCCUGUCUACACCUCCCUCAGGAUGUAGAGGAGGAAGAGCUGAGAUGGGUGGAUGACGGUGUCUAUGAACUGGAGUGUUCAGUGGACAAGGAAGAGGAGGAGGAAGGGAGGAAUGAAGAGGAGGAGAUCCAUGGUGAGAUUAGUUGUCAUCCUCUCUCAACCAGUCUUUCCAACCAGCUGGAGCUCAGCUCCAACUGCCACUUUCCCCUCACCUUAACAACCACAGGGAGUUACAAAGAAAACGCGAGUGCUCUAAACAAGAUGGCCGGCUUCCCCAAGAAACCGCAGAGACGCAGCUCCCCAGCAGCAAGGGUACUGAAGAAUGYACUGUCAGAAGAGAGAGAAGUGGCGGAACGAAAGACUUCCGAUAGUGACGAUGAUGGAGGUGCCCUCACCAAGGCCACGAAAGCUAUGAGAAAGCUCCCUGCAACCCCAGGAGAGGAUAAACCAAAAAGGAACAGCAUCUUUCAGACGCUGGUGUCUCCUGUAUCCCGUAAGAGGAGCACGGACAACACACAGACAAAGGGCAGCUCGCCAACAGAUGAAACGCUGUCACCAUCCAAGCCCUUCAGCCUGGGGAAACAGAAGGCCAAGUCCUUCUCCUCUGCCGACCUGACCCCUUCUGAGGGACAGAAACGGAACUCUUUCCGGAGGCUUCUCGAUCUGAAACUCUCUGUCAAGAUGCUGCCCAAGCUGCUAACCAAGGGAGGCCAGUCUCUAGACAGCACUGCAGCUGAGGCAGAACAAUAUGGGGAUGAUGUAUUCCAAGACAGUGGCGUCUGUUUCCAGGAACGCCUGGGCAUUCGGGUGGGGGACGCCCACAAGUUCUCCUGUCCCCAGCUGGGGGUGAUCGGGGUUGGGGCGGAGCAGAGCGUGGACGGGGAUGAGAUCCACUACCCCGGAGCGGAGCAGGCUGUGGAGUAUGAAAAUGUACCCUAUUACGAGGCGAUACCUGAUUAUUUUAACCAGCCUGUUGGACUAGGAUUACGGGGGAGUGAGCUGGGGGUGGGUACACCACCGGACCAGUCGGAGUGCCACAACCACCUGUAUGAUAAUGCCAAUAUCUACGAGGAACAGGAGCCGUACCAUCCCCUGAAGAGAUGCAGUGAACAGCACAGCAGCACGGAGAGGAGUUCUAUAGAUGAGGAUGUUGGCCCGCUAGAUGGUCAGUCGGAUGAGGACGUCAUGGUUCAGAGUUCGGAUGAAGAGGAUGAUGAGAGUUCCUCCUCUAGCAAAGGAGAACCUGAGAAGCCUGAGGAGCCUGAGGAGAGGGAGGCUGGCAGUGGUGCCAAGCGGAACAAGAUAGUCCAUAUCGCCAGAGAGAUCAUGAGCUCCGAGAAUGUAUUUGUCAACGUCCUGAAGCUUCUCCAUAUCGACUUCCGUGACGCGGUGGCGAAGGCUUCUCGUCCGAGUGGGAAGCCUAUUAUAGAGGAAGCUAUUCUGAACCAGAUCCUGUACUAUCUGCCCCAGCUCUACGAACUGAACCAGGACCUGCUCAGAGAGCUGGAGGACAGGGUGGCCCAGUGGGACGAACAUGGUCGUCUAGCGGACGUCUUUGUGAAGAAAGGGCCUUAUCUGAAGAUGUAUUCCACAUACAUCAGAGAGUUUGACAAGAAUGUGGCCCUACUAGACGAGCAUAGCAGGAAGAAUCCAGCCUUCGCUGCAGUGGUGCGGGAAUUUGAGGCUGGUCCUCGCUGUGCCAGCCUGGCUCUGAGGCAUUACCUGCUGAAACCUGUUCAGAGGAUCCCUCAAUAUCAGAUGCUGCUCACAGACUACCUGAAGAACCUGUCUCCAGACUCGGCAGAUUACAAAGACACACAAGCUGCUCUGGGCAUCGUGAAGGAGGUGGCCAACCAUGCCAAUGACAUCAUGAAACAYGGGGAUAACUUCCAGAAGCUGAUUCAGGUUCAGUGCCGUCUGAACGGACACCGUGAGAUCGUCCUGCCUGGGAGGGUGUUCCUGAAAGAGGGUGUUCUGAUGAAGCUCUCCAGGAAGGUCAUGCAGCCCAGGAUGUUCUUCCUGUUCAACGACACAUUGCUGUACACCACACCUGUUCAAUCUGGCCAGUUCAAACUCAACAACAUGCUGUCUCUGACUGGGAUGAAGGUCAGCAAGCCCAGCCAAGAGGCCUUUCAGAAUGAGCUGACCAUUGAGAGUGUGGAACGCUCCUUCAUACUCUCUGGCAGUUCUGCGGUUGAGAGAGAUGAUUGGCUGGAGGCCAUCUCCACAGCGAUCAAUGACUACACCAGGAAGAAGAUUUCCUUCAUCUCCAGCAAGACUCUGGAGGAGACUGGGUCUGAGGACAGUGACAGUGGAGCCUCUUUGGGUUCUAAGGCCCCUAUCUGGAUCCCAGACCCAAGGGCCACCAUGUGUAUGGUCUGUACCUGUGAGUUCACCCUCACCUGGAGACGACACCACUGCCGAGCCUGUGGAAAGGUGGUGUGCCAGUCCUGCUCCUCCAACAAACACUGUCUGGAGUAUCUGAAGAACCAGCUGGCCAGAGUGUGUGAUCAGUGCUUUAUUGUACUACAGCAGCAGAGAAGUGAAAAGGCCCUGUCUGCAACUCUCUCCCCUGGUGGAAAAUCCUCCUUUGCUUUCACCAGGAAAACGAAGAAGAUCCCUGCUGCCCUCAAGGAGGUGACAGCAAACACAGACAACUCGUCUAUGAGUGGUUACCUGCAGAGGUCAAAGGGCAAUAAGAAGCAGGGGAAGAGGCUUUGGUUCGUCAUCAAGAACAAAGUCCUGUAUACGUACGCUGCCAGUGAGGACGUGGCAGCGUUAGAGAGCCAGCCAUUGCUGGGCUUCAUGUUGAAAGAGGAGGAAGAGGGGGCAGGACCGGCAGUUCAGAAGCAGCAGUUCAAGCUCUAUCACAAAAACACGCUGCAUUACAUUUUCAAGGCAGACGACAGCCAAACUGCCCAAAGAUGGAUAGAUGCGUUCAAGGAAGCCAUGGUGCUCUAACCAUCAUUCCCUGUGCCUGCAGUCGAUGCACUGUACCUAAGCAGUGACCUUAUGAAGGUGUGGCCGUGUCACUGCUUGAUGAUGUGAAUUUUGUAAUUGUAUUGUAAUACAAUGAAUAUGUCUCUACUGAAAAACAAUAAGAGCACAGUGGAGGCAUUAAUUUCUGAUGCAAGCAUACCUAUAUCCCCAAUGAAGGAUUUCUAAGCAAAAAUGAAAUACACAUUUUUACUGUUGAUAUGAUGCAGAUUUUUGGGGUGGGAUUAUGGGUCAUAGAACACAGGUGGGUCGUUCCAUCAAUUAGGUGCCAUUUUGAGCAGUGUAACGUGGUGAAACAAAACGUUUGAUUUCACCUCAUUUGAACAUUUUAUCAUGAAGAGCACAUGUUCAACUUCAGAAAAAA